CUGAAACUGUGCAGCCAGGAAAGACGCAGGAGCCUUCCUGGAGAAUAUUACUGGCUGGACUAGAACACAUCUUUAACCCCCAGAUGCUUGCGUUUUGGCUUGGAUAUUUGUUGAAUGAGCUAAGGGACUGUUCGGGUUUUUUUUUUUUUUUUUGGUUUUUGUUUCCACUUUCUUGAUGAAAGGAUUGAGGGAGCAGAUGAUUUUAGGUGGAGAGAAAAAAUACUCCCCCACAAAGGCGCACACAUAAACACUCCAGUGGCUUGAUGGUGGUGAAGAUACUGUUCUCUUCGAUCUCUAAACGGCUUGCUGUUCGAAAAAGGAAUAUAGCUAAAAAAAAAAACAGACGGGUCGAGGUUGACAUCAAGGAAGAGGAGCUAGAAAAAUCUUACAAAAAGUCUUUUGCAAUAAGGGUUUGAGGGAAGACAAAGGCUGUAGAUGGAGUCUUGUGUCAGCUUGUGUGUAAUGGACGUUUAGAGCUCGCCAAACCACAAUUCGCAGGAAUUAUUACUAAGAUAUUGGUUAACUUUUGUGCAAGACAACAAAGAAGAUCACGUAUGAAGUGCCAUCUGGCCCCAUAUGGACUGGAUCCCAAAGACGACGAAUACCAAGGGCACAUUACGCUCUCUUUGUCUGUGUAACAAAGCACCUUGUGCAUAUUCACAUCAGCGGUGCCAAAGAGGGAUUGAAAUCUUUUGUUCUUCGAUGCUGACAUCAUAAAAGUGGGAUGAAUGGAGGAAUAAUUGAACUAUAAUCAAGACAGCACACCCUGUCAUUUGAAGAGCUGCUUUUUAGACCCGUCUGACCUACGGGAAGAACGUCAGGAAAAUUGUCGGGAAUAAGUCAACCCGGAAUCAAGCUUUCACUUGUGUCCUCCAGCCCCCGCAUUGCCUGUUUCAGACAAGCAGUGAGUUCGCAGCAGCAGCGCUUGGAGUCAGAUUACAUGCAACCAUUCCAAUGGUGUAACGGCUGCCUCUGUGGUCUAGGGCUGCAGCAUUCAGACUGUGAUAUGUCAGAGGAAGACAUCUACCGUUUGCCGCUCAACGUGUACGUCAUUGUACUGGGCAUAGGCAUGUUCAUCUUCAUGCUCAGUGUAAUCUUCUGCUGCUAUCUGUUCAGAUUGAAACAGCAAGGUACAAGGGAGCAGUACAGCUACAAUGAGGUGGUGUUGAAAGGUGCAGGAAAGAAGCUGAGCCUGCUGGGACAGCCCUGUGCCGUGUGUCUAGAGGAAUUCAAGACCAGAGACGAGCUGGGCGUCUGCCCGUGUUCACACACCUUCCAUAAGAAGUGCCUGCUGAAAUGGCUAGAGAUCCGCAGCGUCUGCCCAAUGUGCAAUAAACCCAUCAUGCGUCUCCACAAUGCUGACACCCCGCGAGGAGCCGAGGGGCUGCAAGACCCCGAGGAAGUGUGACCCCAGAAAUUGUACGGCCCACGGCCAGAUUAACACCCUCUAGUUCUGCGAUUGUUGGAACAGAUCAUGUGACCUGCCUAGGCUCUCCAAAGCCAUCUAUAUGCACCGCCACAGCGGACCGGAGUCAAGACAAACCAGGAUGACACUAGUGAUUCAGUAUAUUGCCAGUAGACAAACAUAAGAAUAAUCUCCUAUAUAUCGUGCCACAAAAAUCUUUAAAGUAGAAUCGUGCCGAGGUUCUAAAGCGAGAGACACACUGUGCAUGCUGGGUAACAAGAUCAAAACGAGAGGUAAAUAUCUCAGGAGUUUGCCUCAGGGGAUCCAAGCAGGCAACAAAAGAAAACAUUAAACUUCGGCAAUUAAACUUCUGCUGUCGUUGGACAGCCGUAUAUAUGUAAUAAUAGGGUUGUAGGUGUAAUGCACUGUCUGUUG
Molecule: messenger RNA, 1840 nt
Organism: Carassius auratus (goldfish)
Lineage: Eukaryota; Metazoa; Chordata; Actinopteri; Cypriniformes; Cyprinidae
Product: RING finger protein 122-like
Exons: 6
Coding region: 941-1408 (155 amino acids)
Biological process (GO): proteasome-mediated ubiquitin-dependent protein catabolic process
Cellular component (GO): endomembrane system
Molecular function (GO): ubiquitin protein ligase activity
Source: RefSeq, a predicted model, not a curated record